This is a messenger RNA of Magallana angulata, 1265 nucleotides long. RefSeq names its product neuropeptides capa receptor-like. Gene Ontology annotation, biological process: G protein-coupled receptor signaling pathway. Lineage: Eukaryota; Metazoa; Mollusca; Bivalvia; Ostreida; Ostreidae. Gene Ontology annotation, cellular component: plasma membrane. Gene Ontology annotation, molecular function: G protein-coupled receptor activity. The transcript is spliced from 2 exons. The record is from RefSeq and is a predicted model, not a curated record. The coding region runs from base 150 to 1214 and encodes 354 amino acids.
AAAUACGGGCCUUUAUUAUCAGCUCGUUGUUGCAGUGAUAAUAUCUCGCUGGAUGACAACUGUGAAUUUCCAUGAAUGUAUAUAAAUCGAUCAAUUGCCGCUGAUGUUUAUUUCAUGGACUAACGCCGAGCUAGUAAGAGAGCAUCUAAAUGGAUAAUAGAACGGUAUUAGAGAAUGCGUCGAUGUCAAAUCUCAGCUGCAACUCCUCGAGGUGUUAUCAGGGCAUCACGCUGAAUCAGACGCAGCUAGUGUACCAAUUCCUCCAGGUCUACAUUUUACCGGUGAUCGUCUUCUCUGGACUUAUAGGAAACACACUGUCAGCGUGUGCGUUCCUCGUCAAAGAACUCCGACGAAUAUCCUCCACGGUUUACGUGAUUGCUGUUUUGAGCGCCGAUAGUGGAGUGCUGGUUUCUCUAUCUUUCGUGUGGCUAGAAGGUCUCGGUUUUCGGUUGAAUCAUGAAGAGGGCAUGUGCCAAUUCCAAGUGUAUUGGAGUUACAUCUGUACGUUUUUAUCAAUCUGGUUCGUGGUUUGCAUAACUGUUGAAAAUUACAUUACAAUAUGCCAUCCAACCCGAAUUACCUCGAUGUGCACAGUUCGGCGGGCCGUGAUCACAACUGUGUCGUUGUUGGCGUUCGCUCUGAGUUUUUACUCGGUGUUUAUUGUGACAACCACGGUCAACGUUCACAAUAUUGGUGUCAGAUCCGUCAAGAUGUGCGAAACAGGGACCAAAUAUACACAGCUACUGGUGUUAUUCGUCAAUGCAGACACGACCAUUACGUUCAUUGUUCCUUUGGUUUUGAUCCUAUUCAUGCUGAUCGCAAUCUCUCUUUCUGUCAUCAAGUCGGUGCAACUCAAGAAGAAACGAAGCAUGAAUCAAAGACAUUCGAACAAUAACAGAGCUAAGUCCAUCCCGCAGGUGCGCGUUGCCAAAAUGUUGUAUAUUUUGUCAUUGACCUUUGUCAUCCUGAGCAUUCCAAGUCAUAUUCUACGAACGUACAUCUCAUUCGGACCAUCGUCAGACACAAUGCAGGUAUCAGAGACUGUCGCGUUGGUUCAUGCCGUGCUUCAAUUUGUUUACUAUACUAACUUUUCAAUUAAAUUUUUGUUGUUUGCAUUUUGUAGUAAAAAUUUUCGUAAGUCCUUAGCGACCGCUUUGGGAUGUCGCCACUUUUCAUACUCUCCUGUGAGUAAUACAGAAAGUACAAGAUUAUAAUAAAAUUCAAUUUCUCAAGUUUUUUGUUCUUUGUUUUUUUUGGGUUUUUUU